Messenger RNA from Uncinocarpus reesii 1704, 1437 nucleotides. RefSeq lists its product as uncharacterized. The transcript has 2 exons. Bases 1 to 1437 code for a protein of 478 amino acids. The record is from RefSeq and is a predicted model, not a curated record. Gene Ontology annotation, cellular component: membrane. Gene Ontology annotation, molecular function: glycosyltransferase activity. Lineage: Eukaryota; Fungi; Ascomycota; Eurotiomycetes; Onygenales; Onygenaceae.
AUGGCCGCCUGGAUUACCUCGCCGCGGAAGUUGCGGUUGAUUUAUUUUGCUCUGGUAUUUGUCACAGUGGUGGUGGUGAUUUACUCCGAUGCCAUUGAUAGGUUACGAUUCGAGUUUGUCGUCCGUAAAUAUAGUCCCUGUUUGCCGCAAAUCGAUGAAUCGUCAGGUCCUUCGGGCCCGAUCCAGAACGGUGAUCAAUCCGCACUGCCAAACUGCGAAACCUUUUCGACGAGCCCGUUUGCGCGGGAUGGUAUCCAAGUCGUAUUGAAGAUUGGAGGAGCCGAGUCACGAGAACGGCUUAAGUCUCACGUUGAUGGCGUCACGGCAUGCAUUCCGAAUCUCCUGGUUGUUUCUGAUAUGGAGCAGGUAGUCGGUCCGUUCCGCGCCCACGACGUGAUCAGAGACGUGAUGAACGUCCUGUCAAGAGAAGAUCGAAAAACGUACCAACGUCAACGAGAAAAUUACUGUUACCGUAAUGAUAAGGAGCCGAAGCCUACUCCGGGAGGCUGGAAGCUGGAUAAAUACAAGUUUUUCCCAAUGGUCGAAUAUGCAUAUCGUCAAAAUCCACAUGCCAAAUGGUACGUGUUCACUGAGACUGAUACAUUUGUUAUCUGGGACAAUCUGGUUCAGCUUCUGGGUCGCUACAAUUGGACCGACCCUCUUUAUAUGGGGUCGCCAACCCCGGGAAGGACGCUGGGGCAGGAAUGGGGCGGACGGAAGAGCUUUUUUGCCUAUGGAGGCUCUGGCUUUGUUCUUUCGGCGGCAGCGAUGGAGAUUCUACUCCAAGGACAAGCGGGGGACAAUACGGACGGGUCGCAGCUGUUGACGUCUAAGUAUCGGAAAAUGAUUAGAGGAGAUUGCUGCGGGGACUCUGUUCUAGGCUGGGUUGCAGCUCAGCACCGUAUCAACGUGACCGGUUUAUGGCCGAUGUUCGACCCUGCCGCUGUACAUGACACGCCACUAGGACGAACCUCUUGGUGCCAGCCCGCCAUUAGCUUCCACCGAACCAAAGCGCCGGAUACACUGAAACUGUGGAGAUGGCUGCAAGAGAAACGGAAGGACGGAAUGAGCCUAGGUCGUCCUAUACUGUUCUCCGACCUUGUCGAUUUUCUUGGGAUCCUAAAUGUUGCUUUUCGGGAAGAUUGGAAAAAUACAAACGCCGCAACCUUCGAAAAGCAAUUUCUUGACUCCUUCGAGUCUUGUAGGGCAGCUUGCCACGACCACCCGGAAUGCCUCCAAUUCAGCUAUCACCACAGACGAUGUCACCUGGUACGGGAAAUAGAUUUGGGAAACCCCGCAGAGCCAGAAGGAGAUGGCGACUCGCAACACAACCGCUGGCUGGCCGGUUGGGAUGUAGAAAAGAUCAAAAGGUUUCAAGAGGCACAUCCCUGUGGGCAGGUAGACUGGCCAGCGCCGAGUUUAGACCGGAUUUUCUAG